Messenger RNA from Salvelinus namaycush (lake trout), 1572 nucleotides. RefSeq names its product pancreatic secretory granule membrane major glycoprotein GP2-like. NCBI's taxonomy places the organism in Eukaryota, Metazoa, Chordata, Actinopteri, Salmoniformes, Salmonidae. Gene Ontology annotation, cellular component: cell surface; apical plasma membrane. The record is from RefSeq and is a predicted model, not a curated record. The coding region runs from base 1 to 1572 and encodes 523 amino acids. Gene Ontology annotation, biological process: neutrophil migration. The transcript has 8 exons.
AUGAUCCUGGUAGCUUUGCUGGUGCCUCUACUGGUUCUGUCCAGCGCUGGACAUACCUCAGGUACGAUUGUCACCAGCUGCGAGGCGUGUCACGAACAAGCCGUCUGCCGCACCUCGCCCAUGGCAGGUGACAUCACAUGCACCUGUAAGAAGAGCUUCUCCGGCGACGGCCUCAUCUGUUUACCUGGCCACACCGCCGACGACCACCACCACGCCCCUCGCCGUGUCCGCCGCUCCUAUCCCACCUCCAACACCAACCUCGCCCAUGUCCGGUUCACCUGCGGCUUCAACGAGUGCGCCGACGGGGAGGACUGCAUCACGGUCGACGGCAUCCAGCAGUGCGCCAACCCUUGCAAGAUCUACACGGUCCUGAACGACGCCUGGCGUUCCACCAACAACGUCGUGGGCAACAAGCACUGCGACCGCAACGUCCACUGGGACGGCUAUUACCGCAUGUACAUCGGCAACCAGAGCGUGUCCAUGCCGGACAAGUGCGUGGAUUCGUUCAAGUGCGGCACCCAGGCUCCCUUGUGGCUGGCGUUUCCUCCCCCCCAGCAGGUGGAUGAAAUUGUCCAGAGUGCAGUCUGCGCCAGCUUCAAUGAGGACUGCUGCUGGGUGCAGUCUCAGCCCAUCCACGUCAAGGCAUGCCCUGGGAACUACUUUGUGUACAAGUUGGUCAUGCCUCCCGGGUGCUACUUCGCCUAUUGUGCAUAUGAGCCUGUUUUGCUGCACCCAGCGGUAGUGUGUGGGCGGAGCCUGGUACAGGUGGGUCUCAACAGGACUAACCUGGAGGCCGCUGGUCUGGAUGCCACCACCGCUAACCUGGCCGACCCCCGGUGUAACGCUCACGAAGAGCGUGGCGGCAUGGUAUGGUACCAGGUGGAGCGCACGGAGGGCACCUGCGGAAACACUCUGGAGACAAACGGAACUGACGCCAUCUUUUCCAACAGUUUAUUCAUCUACCACAUUCACAACGUGUCCUUCAGCCGACCCGUGAGCGUGCCCUUCUCCUGUGCCUACCCUCUGGAAUCAGAGACCAGCCUGGAUGUGGCCAUCAAACCCUACCUGUCGCUGAAGGAUGUCCAAGUCGGUAAGGGCUCCAAAGUGGGAUCCAACAUGACUCUGUACCACAGCGACAACUUCACAAAGGCUUACCCAGCGGGCCGAGUCACCUUGCCGGUGGGUUCCGUGCUGCACGUGGGUGUGUCCGUAGAGGAGUCCGAGACAGAGCGUUUCGUGGUCGUUCUGGAGGACUGCUAUGCCACACAAUCCCCCGACCCUGAGGACAUCAUGCGAUACUACAUCAUUCAGAACAAAUGUCCGACUGAAUUCCGUCAGGUGAGGGUGGAGGAGAGCAGCUCGUCUCUCAGGGCUCGCUUCUCUGCUCUGCUGUUCCUGUACCAGGGGGACUACCGGGAUGUCUUCCUACACUGCAGACUCAGCCUUUGUGACCAGAGGAGCUCCUCCUGCACUCCGGUGUGCACCAAAAGGAAAUACCGCUCUGUCACCCCCUCUGUCCCCCUCGAACCCCUCACCAUCGGACCAAUCACCUGGUCCCAAAAUGAAGAUUGA